CUCGCCGUUAUGGCCGCGGUGACGAGGGGCACGGCCACGCGCCGCAGCCGGCUGAAGCGCUCGGACGGCAGCACCACCUCCACCAGCUUCAUCCUGCGGCAGGGCUCAGCAGAUUCGUACACAAGCAGACCCUCAGACUCUGAUGUGUCUUUGGAAGAAGAUAGGGAAGCAAUCCGCCAGGAGAGAGAGCAGCAAGCAGCGAUACAGCUUGAAAGGGCAAAGUCCAAACCAGUAGCAUUUGCUGUUAAGACCAAUGUGAGUUACUGUGGAGCACUGGAUGAAGAUGUCCCUGUCCCAAGCACUGCCAUCUCUUUUGAUGCGAAGGACUUCCUACACAUUAAAGAGAAAUACAAUAAUGACUGGUGGAUAGGGAGGCUGGUGAAGGAGGGCUGUGAAAUUGGUUUCAUUCCAAGCCCGCUUAGACUGGAGAAUAUCCGCAUCCAGCAGGAGCAGAAGAGAGGACGUUUCCAUGGAGGGAAAUCAAGUGGAAAUUCUUCUUCAAGUCUUGGAGAAAUGGUUUCUGGCACGUUUCGAGCCACACCUACUUCCACAGCAAAACAGAAACAAAAAGUGACAGAACACGUUCCCCCAUACGAUGUGGUGCCAUCUAUGAGGCCCGUUGUCUUAGUGGGGCCAUCGCUGAAAGGCUAUGAGGUGACAGACAUGAUGCAGAAAGCUCUAUUUGACUUCCUGAAGCACAGGUUUGAUGGGAGGAUAUCAAUAACCCGAGUGACAGCUGACAUUUCUCUUGCUAAGAGGUCUGUUCUGAAUAACCCAAGCAAGAGGGCAAUAAUUGAGCGGUCAAACACACGAUCCAGUUUAGCUGAAGUGCAGAGUGAGAUUGAAAGAAUCUUUGAGCUGGCCCGGUCCUUGCAGCUGGUUGUCCUGGAUGCAGACACUAUCAAUCACCCCGCACAACUUAUCAAGACAUCUCUAGCACCAAUUAUUGUCCAUGUUAAAGUGUCUUCUCCAAAGGUUUUGCAGCGACUGAUUAAAUCUAGAGGAAAGUCACAAAGUAAACACUUGAAUGUUCAGUUGGUGGCAGCUGAUAAACUUGCACAAUGCCCACCAGAAAUGUUUGAUGUAAUUUUGGAUGAAAACCAGCUCGAAGAUGCUUGCGAACACUUGGCAGAAUACCUGGAGGCAUACUGGCGUGCUACACACACCACCAGUAGCACACCCAUGACUCCUCUUCUUGGGCGAAACCUGGGAUCCACUGCACUGUCCCCAUACCCUGCUGCGAUCUCUGGACUGCAGAGCCAGCGUAUGAGGCACAGCAGCCAUUCAGCAGAGAACUCUCCAAUUGAGCGACGAAGUCUCAUGACCUCAGAUGAAAAUUAUCACAACGAAAGGGCUCGGAAGAGCAGGAACCGCUUGUCUUCCAGUUCCCAACACAGCCGAGAUCACUACCCUCUAGUGGAAGAAGAGUACUCUGACUCAUACCAGGACACUUACAAACCCCAUAGGAACCGAGGAUCCCCUGGAGGAUAUAGCCAUGAUUCACGACACAGGCUUUGAGUUCAAGAACCUGGGGAAAAAUAGUAUUCAUCAGUUGAUAACUUGCCAUAACGUAGCUAGGAAAAGCAAUUCACCUUAAUUUGGCAGAUGUAAUGCGGUUAUACUGAGGUUACACUCUGCUGUCAUUUGAUGUUCAGUAGGGGACAAAAGAGUUAUCAUGCCCUUACGUUUAUGCCCUGUCAUAUAGAUUGCAUUUUGUUGUUGUUGUUUUUUUUUUAGUACAGCAUUUACAUUUAUAGCCAUACCUUUUCUCAUCGUUAGAUAUUAGGCACAUCAGUUUGUAACUUAGGGUUAUUAUCGAGGCACUUAUAAAGUAAUUUCCUGUGCUGGAAAUUCCAAAUGACCAGUUCCAGUUGGAACCAAUUUAUAAACCAAUUCCUGUUGGAAUUUGGGUGAAUUGACUGGAAAGUCAACCUGAGCAUGUUGCAAUCAAGUGAAAAAGAUAAAAAUGAAGAAUCUGAAAAUUAGAAACCAGUAGAAGCCGGAAAGUCAGCUACAGUAUUUGUUUGCCGGAAGCUCAGUUUACAUUUACAGUUAGAAUAAAAGCAUUUUAUCCUAACUACUUCCUUCCAGAAUGGCUUUUUCAGACAAACCAAAUGUAAACUGUUGAGAGUGCCAAAAUCACAAAUUAUUGCAGCAGUUACAAAAUACUUUCCAGUUUGAAAUUAUUUUUAGAGCUGGCAUAAGUGUUGCAGCAAAAUGAUUUCUUUAGUUUAGCCAGUACUGACUUUUGUGUUGGGGUCAGCAGUGAUGAGCUAUGACACGACAAGGGGAAACAGGAACAGGAAAAUGAACAAACUUUAGGACAGUUUGUGUGGUCAGAGGUUGGGAAUAGUCUUUUUUUUCCCUCUCUCUCUUGUUUACCUGAAUACAGCUAGUAGUCCCAAAAUCAUAGAAUCACAGAAUCACAGAAUGGCCUGGGUUGCAAAGGAGCACAGUGCUCAUCCAGUUCCAACC
Molecule: messenger RNA, 2475 nt
Organism: Centrocercus urophasianus (Greater sage-grouse)
Lineage: Eukaryota; Metazoa; Chordata; Aves; Galliformes; Phasianidae
Gene: CACNB4
Product: calcium voltage-gated channel auxiliary subunit beta 4
Exons: 14
Coding region: 10-1518 (502 amino acids)
Biological process (GO): chemical synaptic transmission; calcium ion transmembrane transport; regulation of voltage-gated calcium channel activity
Cellular component (GO): voltage-gated calcium channel complex
Molecular function (GO): high voltage-gated calcium channel activity; protein binding
Source: RefSeq, a predicted model, not a curated record